UUGCAAGGAAAGAAAGUUGGAAAAACAUCUUGUCUUUUCCUUAACACUUUUCUUCGAUCUUUAUGGGAAACAACAUGAGGUCAAGGGAAAAUGGGAAGGUGAAUUCAUGUUGACAUACAGUCGGGAACAAAAGUUUACAUACGCUUGUCAAGACCAUAAAAAUCAUUACAGUCUUGAGUUUCUAAUUAUGCCUAUAACUUCAAAUUUUCUGUCAUGGAAUCAUUGAAACACAUCUUGGCUAAAAAAAACAAUCAUGCAAUUUGGUUAUUUCAUAGAUUUAUUACAGGUCUUCCGAAAAGAUGGCAAGAGCUUCUGGGUCAAACGUAUACAUACAGCAAUGCUAAUAUUUGGUCGUCAUCACAUGAACUAGAUGCUCUGCAAGCUUCUGGUUGUAUCUUUGAUCACUCCUGACAGAAUCGGUACAAUUCGAAAACCAAACGCUACACAUCAAAAAUACGGCAUCCCCAUUGUAAGCAUGGUGGUGGCAGCAUCAUGAUGUGAAGAUGCUUCUCAGCAGCAGGUCCUGGAAGGCUUGUAAAGCUAAAGGGUAAACUGAAUGUAGUGACAUACUGGAGGACAACUUUAUUGACUCUGCAAGAGAACUGUGACUUGGGAGAAGAUUUGUUUUUCCAACAAGACAAACCAAAGCAUACAGAAGUCGUUGAAAGACCAGUUUGAAAGUUCUGGAGUCAGAACUCAGACCUCUGAGAAUUUGUGACUGGACUUGAAAAGCACUGUUCAGUUACAAUCCACAUGAAACCUGACAGUUUUGCAAAUAAAUAUGUGGUGAAAGGCUGGUUGAGACCUAUCCAGAUGGGCGAAUUGCUGUGAUUGUGGCCAAAUACAAGGGGGUCAACACUGCAGUCACUUAUUCCAAGUUUUAUAUUUUUAAUUAAUUGAUAUUACUUUGUAAAGAUCUGUUUUCACUCUGACAUCAGAGUCUCUUUGUCAAUUCUUGGCAGGGAAAAAAGCCUAAUUAAAUUGAACAUGAUUUAAUGUUGAAAAGCAAUAAAAGGAGGCUGAAUGCUUUAGAGUUGCUGUGAAAGAGAAAAGGAGCAAAUCCUCACUUUUAGUGAGCCGGAACCAAACAAUUUUGUAGUAUUGAAAGGAGAUGAUGCAAAAGAUAAUCAUUUGGCAAUGAUCUCGAUUAAUGCAGUGUAUGACCAUGAUGACAGCAGCCUUUCCUGACUAUGUCACUGUCAUUAGUGAUCAACAGCCUACACAUGGCAGUUCACCCCUCCAUUCCACAGGGUUGGCAAUCUCACACUCAUAGCAGUAAACCACUUUUAUCCUGCUGGUGUUUACUAGAAGCCUCCAGCCCCUCCCUCCCUCUCUGGCAGCAUGUCACCACUAUCUUUAAGUGGACAUCAUCUGGGUAUGUGGGGGUGACCACAGGGCAGAGGUUGUCUGGAGACGUGAGCUGUCGUACUGGCUUGUGAUGGGGGCGAUGGGAAGGCUACUCAUCUUCCAAAUCCAAGCACUGCACCGGUGAGGUGUCACUUCCCUAAAAUAGCCCCACGGAGAGUAUAAAGAGGGUAGCAGGGAGGUUGGGUCUUCAGACGAACAUCUCCACUGCUGCUGCACAGCAAGAGAGACACACUGAGAAGGACUUUUUCUUGAGACUCGAAGGGAGUCAAACUCGUCGGAUUUGAAAACCAGCUAAGGAGAAUCUCCAAGAUGAAGUACUACCAAUGCCCUGUAUCCCAAACCCUGGGAGUCAACACUUACUCUGAGGACUGUGGUGUCCCGGUUAACUGCAGAGGUUCAGCCUCUCUCAAGCCGAUCCGGAGCGUCCAUUUCCCCAAUGACAUUGUUUUCCAGGACUACGUUCGCCAAGGAGAGCUAGAGAGGAUUGGGCGCUUCAUCCGAGCCAACAGAGUCAAGCUUGACACCAUUUACCACUCUGGCAUGGCUGCAAUCCAUGAGGCUGUUCUGUCCGGAAACUUGGAGUGUGUGAAGCUUCUUGUUCACUAUGGGGCCGAUAUCCACCAGAGGGACGAGGAGGGAUGGACUCCACUACACAUGGCCUGCAGCGACAGCUUCCCACACAUUGCACGCUACCUCCUCUCACUGGGUGCUGACCCCGAGCUGGAGAACGACUGUGGGGAGAAACCGGCCGACCUCAUUGAGCCCGACAACAAGGAGCUACUGGAGAUCUUUGGGCUGGCGGUCAAUGACUGAAUGCCUAAAGUCUCAAACUCAUCUUGAAAGCUGCUGCACAGUCGUCCGUUGUGCAGGAAAGGCCGCGUCAAGUCCAGGAUCCCGAAUUUGCCUCAGUUCUGCAGGUCGAGGAGUGUGGAUGUCUGGCGGAAGAAGGGCUGACGGAGCCUUCGGGCUGCCUUCUCAGUGAAUGUCUUCUGUUCGGGGCUGGUUUCCUGUCAGAGCUUCAAAUCUUUUCACACCAGUGUGAACUGAACAGUUUUUUUUUUGGCUGGAAUCAUGAAGGCUUUUGAACUUUGUGAAACCUGAAGCUUAUGCUGCCGCUUGGCUAAUUAGCACCUCUCACAGCUAUGUAUGCUAAAGUUAGCAAAAGCAAACAUGCCUUAAUAGCAGAUUUGUUUACAUUUGAUUGAGUUAUAAAUCCAGUGAUUGUCUUUUUCUAUUUUGCCUUUUAAUCAUUUAAUCAAA
This is a messenger RNA of Acanthochromis polyacanthus (spiny chromis), 2628 nucleotides long. RefSeq names its product protein phosphatase 1, regulatory subunit 27b (gene ppp1r27b). NCBI's taxonomy places the organism in Eukaryota, Metazoa, Chordata, Actinopteri, Pomacentridae. The coding region runs from base 1678 to 2181 and encodes 167 amino acids. The transcript has 3 exons. Gene Ontology annotation, molecular function: phosphatase binding. The record is from RefSeq and is a predicted model, not a curated record.